GUCGGAAGACUGGCUCACUAUGCAUUUGAUGCAGUCCUGAUAUCUGCAUUCCUGGCGGGCAUGAAACGCUCAACCGGCUUAACUUUCAAGAAAGAAGCUCUCACCGAGAACAAAGACAUAAACCACUGGAUCGAUAAGUACCUAGGAGUCGGCGAAUGGGUGAUGGACCAAUCUGUUGCCAUCGCAGGAUCUUCGAGCUGGUUCGAGCGAAAGCGGUAG
Hyaloscypha bicolor E is the source of this 219-nucleotide messenger RNA. Its product is annotated as DUF1748-domain-containing protein. Gene Ontology annotation, cellular component: cytoplasm. The transcript has 3 exons. Lineage: Eukaryota; Fungi; Ascomycota; Leotiomycetes; Helotiales; Hyaloscyphaceae. The record is from RefSeq and is a predicted model, not a curated record. The annotation marks the transcript as partial.